AUGGGUGACGAGAACCACCGCGCCCUUGCGCCCAGCGACGAGGCGCAAUAUGACGAUUCAAGACCUGCAAAGAGGCAGCGCAACUUUAUUGCCCGACAAGCCUGCGAAGCAUGUCGCCUCAAAAAGACAAGAUGUGACGAGGAUAUGCCUUGUAGUCUGUGCAAAAGCCUGGGGAUCGAGUGCACCUACGCAGAACGUAAACCGACAAAAAAUGAAAUCUCGAUGAGCAUGAUAUUCAAUACUCUAAGGCGCAUGGAGUCGAAGAUCGACCACAUGUCCGGCCCAGCGUCAGCAAAAUCGGUUCAUGAGCUCGAGGCUAACAAGGGAGGCGAUUCCAAUCUACCACAUCAUGAGAGCCCUUAUCAUAUGGAUUCAGUAGUGUCUCAUCAAUCUUUUCCUUCCCCACUGUCAAGUACGAAGCAAUUGCCCCGACUGUUGAACACCCAAUCUGCAGUUCUAUCAUUUAGUGCCCGUCGAACGAUCCACUGGCCAGGGGUGCAGGCUCUACUCCCAAGCGGUCUGACUUCCGAGGUUCGAAAGCUGGAGGGAAGCUAUCCUACUCAUCUGGAAUCCGCGCGACCGUCGCUUGAACCCGUUAUCUCAGCGCAAGGCGCCUUGUCGACGCUUGACUGGCUCGCCUCCCUCAGCCUGUCUUCCGUCAAGGACCUGUCGAAUGCUUAUUUCGACACCUUCAACCGGGUGUAUCCAUUCAUCGACCGCGAUUUCUACUUUCUCAGCACUCUUGCUGUUGUAGUUCGAGAGGGAUUUGGCCACGACAUAGAGUCGUGUCUCGUGCUAAAUGUCAUGGCUCUGGGGUGUAUGGCCAUAAAGGCAUACGAAGAAGGCGGAUUUGAGAUAUCAAAUCAAGCCUCGAUAACCCCAGUCAUACGACACAUCAUCGAAGAAGAAAUCGCCGGCCUAAGCUUUUUCAACGAAGCCCGGAGGCGAGUCGGCUUCUGCCUCUCUGAGCGAGACAUUCAGGCUUGCCAGUAUUACCUGACAUCGGCCGUGUUCUUUGCACAAACGAUGCGUCCAGUGGAUAAAUGGCUGGAGACCAGUCGGGCGGCAAUGAUCUGCACUGCAUACUGGAAAUGCCCACCCGAAGCGACCGAUGAGUGGCUAGCAGACAUGCAAGCAAGGCUAUUCUGGUGCUCACUUAUGAUGGAGAGUCUUGUCGUUCAAGAGUUGGAGCUUCCACCAAGUGGUCUGAAAGCGUGGGAAGACGACGUACCCCUCCCCAAAUUUACCACAUAUCCUUAUGCCAGCGGUUCGCGCCCCCAAUAUUCGGACGACUCGUUCUACCACUAUCAUUUUCUAGCGCAGAUCGCCCACAGAAUAAUCCUCAACCGGAUCAGGGACGAACUAUUCUUCAGCAAUCCCUCAACUAAAGUUGCAGAAGAGCUUCGCCACCAGCUUGAGCAGUGGCGUGCCAACCUUCCUCAGGCGCUACGCUAUGCUAGCGACCGAGAACAGCAUGACUUUGACUGUCCGGCGGACGCAGUUGUCGUCGCCUUGCUUCAAAUGCGUUACCGGGUGUCAAUUUUCCAUCUAGGCCGACCAUUCCUGUAUAAAGCCAUUCAAAAUCCUGCGUCAGUCAACGACAUCGAGCUCAAAUUAUGUGCAGAAGCACUCGAAUAUGCCAUGGAUUGGCACAUGACGUUGGACGUCUGUGCGAGGAUGCACAACUUUGAGCCCGUCAAAUACUUUGCGUGUGGCCAAUUCUUUGGGCAGCUACUCAUUUUCUACGCUUUCAAGAACUCACCUGAUCGUCGACUGCGAGACACGCUUCCAUCGGGAUACGAAGCCUGGUGCACCAAGAUGCUGGCCUUCAUUUAUGGUUUUGUUGAUUCGAGUCCAACGAUUGCCAAGGAUCUGGAAUUACUCUCCUCCUUGUAUCACAUUCAGGAUGGAUGA
Fonsecaea nubica is the source of this 1914-nucleotide messenger RNA. RefSeq lists its product as hypothetical. Gene Ontology annotation, biological process: regulation of DNA-templated transcription. Gene Ontology annotation, molecular function: zinc ion binding; DNA-binding transcription factor activity, RNA polymerase II-specific. The transcript has 2 exons. The coding region runs from base 1 to 1914 and encodes 637 amino acids. The record is from RefSeq and is a predicted model, not a curated record. Lineage: Eukaryota; Fungi; Ascomycota; Eurotiomycetes; Chaetothyriales; Herpotrichiellaceae.